AUGAACACUGCAAUUCACAUCACAUGCAACACCACCAUUGAAGGACGAUUGUCUAACGUCUCCGAGUGUACAUCUUCUUCUUCUUCUUCUUCAGUCUCCGAACAGGAAGACUUCACACAAAUAAACAGCACCAGUGGACGCCGGAGCCGGAAAUGGAGGAAGUUCAUGAAGAAGGUGAUUGAAGGAAGCAAGAAAAGCAUCUACGGAUCUUCCAAACCUUUGAUAUUUCAGUACGAUGCUGUUAGUUACUCGUUAAAUUUCGAUGAAGGAAAUCAUUCCGAUGAAUACUAUAUGUAUGCAUCUCGAUGCUCUCAAGUUUAA
Lactuca virosa is the source of this 321-nucleotide messenger RNA. The record is from the annotation of a GenBank genome assembly. NCBI's taxonomy places the organism in Eukaryota, Viridiplantae, Streptophyta, Magnoliopsida, Asterales, Asteraceae.